AUGGCUUUCGAACCGCUGCAAUGGCUUCGGUCACUGCACGAGGCCAUGUCAGAUCCGGACCCUCGACCUGGUCUUCAUCCAAUUCCCGGCACCAAGCCACUCACCUUCACCAGUGCCAUCCUCCCGCCUCUGAUCUACUACCUGGCUCUUCUCCUCCUCGCUCCACCUCCGCCGCCAGCAAUCGAUACCUUUGCGGUGAAGAGCAUCCGCAACUGUCUCGCCCUGGUCGCCGGAGUAUUGUUCUUUCGCCUCCCUCUUGCAUACCAUGUCUCACAGAGCAUUGGCCUGACCUACCAGCUGGGCCUCGUCGGUCUGUACGGUGGAUGCAGGGUCUUUGACGCCUUCUUCAUAAGUCCCUACUUGUUUGGACACAUUCCGCGAAGGGUCAAAUAUCAUCACAAUCGUCGGGUGGACUCCCAUGGACCAGUGUCCGAAGUCGAAGUCGAAGACAAGGAAUGGACAAAUGGCGGAGUCAUUGAUCCUUUUCACCAUAGCGCUGACUCACAGGAAGAUGUCUCUAAAGGUGUUGCUGGCCAUCGUCACGCUACCUCAGCAUCCCAAAGGCAAGACCUACCGAAUCCUCCUUGCUCUGCCAUUCGAUCGGCCUUCCGCAAAUCUAUAUCAGGUCCGGACCCGGUCCCAGUCUGGGAGACAGCGACCACGGAAAUUGGCUGGCCAACGACUCUGCUGGACCGAGCGGCGUGGGCUCUCGAGCUUGAACUUUCCAUGCGCGGCACUGGCUUCACCUGGACAACUGCAGAUGUGCGGCAUACUCGCAAAACCUGGCUCCCCACCGUCCGCAACCGCGUCCACAGUAUAGUUGUUCACGUCAUGCCAGUUCUCCUUGUGAGCUGGGGCGUUAUUAGGACAGUUUACGUGCGCUACCUGAUGCCAACGCAAGAUGCGCCCUGGGAUGUGUACUCUGCGUAUGACCUGUUCGACCAUCGUAUACCUAUGGUGUUCCAACUGCUCUUGACGGUUGCACUAGGAGCAUUCCUAAUGGCAGCCUUCUCCUUUGGACAUUCCCUCUUCGCAAUCCUGCUCAAUCCGCUUGCACCAAAUCCGCUCGCCUUCUUCCCUCCGCUGUACACAUCUAGGCCAUGGCAAGUAACGAGUGUACGCAGAUUCUGGAGUUUCGGUUGGCACAGACUGUUUGCGAGGCUGUUCCUAGUCUACGGAAUAUGGCCGGGGGAGUGGCUGGAGCGAAAACUCUUGGGGAAAGGCCCCGAUCAACCAGCCGACGUGGGCAAGGUGAUCGGUGCUUUCUUGAGUUCUGCGUUUGUCCACAGCUUCUCUGUCCGCAGCGUCCUGGCCGGUGACUGGAGCAUGGCAACGGGAGAAGCCAAGUUCUUCGCCUUGAACGGUGUGGCAGUCGUGCUGGAGGGCGUAGUCAUUAGGGUUGUGCGUAGAGCUAGGAAGAGGAAUGGUUGGCCUGUUCAGGUGUGGUACGACCCCAUCGUGGGAAGGAUCUGGUGGAUCACCGUGGUGUUGUGGACAGGGAGGAAUUUCGCCAGGGGUUGGGUCAAGUCAGGUCUUGUACGCGAGAUGGCUUUCCUGUGA
Molecule: messenger RNA, 1560 nt
Organism: Fonsecaea multimorphosa CBS 102226
Lineage: Eukaryota; Fungi; Ascomycota; Eurotiomycetes; Chaetothyriales; Herpotrichiellaceae
Exons: 1
Coding region: 1-1560 (519 amino acids)
Biological process (GO): lipid metabolic process
Source: RefSeq, a predicted model, not a curated record